AGACCAAAAAAUUGUUCCCGGCAUUUUUGAAUUGGCUGCUGAAAUACUUACUUCUUCGGUUUUGUCAGUUUCUGUCAUCUUUUUAUACUUUUGAAAUUAAUAAUUCAUAUAAUGAAUUCCUCCGACGAUUGUGCGGUCCUAAAUGACUUAUCGACCCCGUUAGAAGCUGUUAAAACUCACCUCACUGCAGAUGAAAGCAGUCCAGUGUUUCGAUGCAAAGUUCCAGACUUGUGCAAAUCUGAAGAAUGCAUCGUAGGAAUCGACGAAGCCGGACGAGGUCCUGUUUUGGGUCCAAUGGUUUAUGGUAUAUGCUACUGCGUCAAGAAAAAUGAAGAAAUUCUAAAAACACUCGGAUGCGCUGAUUCUAAAAGUCUUACGGAAGAAAAACGUGAAGAUAUUUUCAAGCUAUUAUGUGCAGAAACUGAAUCCUUAGGUUGGGCUGUCGACGUUAUUUCUCCUACUCGUAUUAGCAACUGUAUGCUGAGAAAACAGAAAUUUUCCUUAAAUGAAAUAUCACACACGUCAGCCAUAGAUUUAAUAAAAUUACUCGAAAAGAACGGAGUCAACGUAUCCGAAGUGUAUGUUGAUACAGUUGGACCUGCUGAAAAAUACGAAGAAAAAUUAUCCAAAAUAUUCCCCCAUAUCAAAAUAAAAGUAUCGAAGAAAGCCGAUUCGUUAUUUCCUGUCGUCAGUGCAGCUAGUAUAUGUGCCAAAGUAAUCCGUGAUUUUGCACUGAAAAAUUGGAUAUUUCCCGAAAGCAUUAAAAUGAACGAAGAAGCUGGUUGGGGUAGCGGAUAUCCUGGUGACCCAGUCACAAAGCAAUUUCUCUCGGACAAUCUAGAUUCCGUAUUUGGUUUCCCACAAAUCGUCAGGUUCAGUUGGUCGACUGCUGAUACGAUUCUACAAGAAAGCGCCGUAUCUGUAUCAUGGAGCGAUGACGAGGAAGAGACUGAUAAAACAAACACGACAAUAACUUCGUUUUUUAAACCGCCUAAUAAAAUACAAAAACAUUCUUUUUUCGCCGAUCGUAAUUUAGAAACGGUAGAAUAUUUAUGAAGAUUGACGCGUGAAAGGAAUGAGAAAAAUCAUUUAUUUUGAGGUAACUUUUUUAUAAAAUGAAAGAAUACUAGAGACAUCAAUUAAAUGUUUCUGAAACACUGUGAAUAUAAUUGUAAGAUUAUCGUGAUAAAAAUAGAAACUUUGUAAUCAUUUUUUA
Messenger RNA from Planococcus citri (citrus mealybug), 1216 nucleotides. Its product is annotated as ribonuclease H2 subunit A. The coding region runs from base 112 to 1056 and encodes 314 amino acids. Gene Ontology annotation, molecular function: RNA binding; RNA-DNA hybrid ribonuclease activity. The transcript has 6 exons. Lineage: Eukaryota; Metazoa; Arthropoda; Insecta; Hemiptera; Pseudococcidae. Gene Ontology annotation, cellular component: ribonuclease H2 complex. The record is from RefSeq and is a predicted model, not a curated record. Gene Ontology annotation, biological process: DNA replication, removal of RNA primer; mismatch repair.